Molecule: messenger RNA, 2804 nt
Organism: Physella acuta
Lineage: Eukaryota; Metazoa; Mollusca; Gastropoda; Physidae
Molecular function (GO): protein binding
Source: RefSeq, a predicted model, not a curated record
CUUCAGUGUCUUGACGUGUCACCUGAUACACUAGAGAGACUAUAAUAUUAAUACUUUAGAAUAGGAUACACCCGAACUACACUCAAAUUAAAUAAUGGUACCAUCAUCAUCAAGUAAAAAAUCAGCAGUGCAAUUCAUUUUAGAAGAUAAACGCAAUGAAAUAUGCAGCAACCUUGCUAGUCUUAACUCAGCGGUGAACAAAUUGGAUCAAACUUACACCAAACUGGAGGAAAUGAUAAAUGAUGUAGAUUUGCUACAAUGCUCAACAUUAGAGGCAAUGAGAGUAGCCAAAUACAUGGAUUUUUUCUUGGAGAAAAUAUUACUCAGCCAAGAAGCUAUCACAUUUUUGAAUGACUUCAAAGUUGAGCCUGGUUCUCACUGGCCUUCAACAGAAAGUAACUCACACACAGAAAGUGCUCAUGCUGCAACUGUCAGUAUUCUACAAAACCAGUUGGAAGAUAUGCAAAAACAAGUGUCCAGCUUGCAAGAAAAACAAAAAAUAAGUACUGAUAGGAUUGAAUUGGCUGAAAAAAACAUUGACUUGGUCAAAACGGAGCAAAAAUCAAACCAAGACAAUAUUACUAAAAUGGGAAUCAAGCAACUCCUUCUUGACCAAAUACAGUUAAGAAAUGAUAAAAGCAUUUUGAAAAUAGAUGACAGAACUUCUACACUAGAAGAUUCUGUACAGGCUAUAAGAGGGGAGGUAAGCAAACUGCAAGAUGAAAUGAAGAAAGUUGAAGUUUUUAAAAAAUUGCUGCAUCAACUUCAGCAGAAUGUUGACUCAAGAGCUGAAACAUCUACAAAGCUAUAUGACCUGCAGUCUGAAGUAGCAAGACUUCAUAGUCUUAUGUCUUCUAUUGAGAAUAAUCAAUGUAAAGAUGCCAUUGAAACUGUACCAGCGUUUGUUGCUGAGGCCAAAAUUAACACAGUCAGACCAGGAGAAAGGUUAAAGUUCACCCAGGUCAACUACAGCUCCUGGGGGUGCUAUGAUGACACCAGCAGCAGUUUUGUGGCCCCCGUCAGUGGACUUUAUUUUUUUAGUGUAUCAGUCAACACCAACAGCCCAGGUCCCUUUUCUCUAGCAAUCAUUCACCAAGCUGAACCUGUUGCUCUGUGCGCCACGCCUGGAUCUACAGAUGUUCAGACUAGCACAUCUGUUCUCUUAAACCUUUGCGCUGGGGAACAGGUGUGGGUAGAGGCGGAGUUACGAACUUUCCCUCAGGGGGUCGAGAUUGGAGGAGGUUUUUCUAACUUCAUUGGUUUCCUCAUUAGGUGAUAGUACACUAGUAAUUGUCCCAUUGAGAGCAUUACGGUCACAUUUCUAGCUUCAUUGGUUUUCGCAUUAGGUGAUAGUACACUAAUGAAUGUCACAUUGAGGGCAUUACGGUCACAUUUCUAGCUUCAUUGAGGGCAUUAGGUCACAUUUCUAACUUCAUUGGUUUCCUCAUUUGGUGAUAGUACACUAAUGAAUGUCACAUUGAGGGCAUUACGAUCACAUUUCUAGCUUCAUUGGUUUCCUCAUUAGGUGAUAGUACACUAAUAAAUGUCACAUAGAUGGCAUUACUGUCACAUUUUCUAUUAUUUUUUUAUCUUGGUGCUUUUAUAAAGUUUUGCAAUAGCUGUUACAAAUAAAUCAAAUAAACGUUCACUAAAAAAUACAGGUCUGCAUUUAUGUCAUAAAAAGUAAAAUGCAUUGAAAUCGGAUGUGUUGCACAUUUGUUUAUUAAGAUUCAGCAGCUAAGAACCUCUGUAUUUAGUAAGCUUUAGCUAAGAACCUCUCUCUUAUUACACUAGCAGUUAAGAGUUUUAAUUUUGAGCAAUGAUUGCUAACUUGACUCCCCUCAUGAAUAUACAGUAGAACCCAUAUAUAUCUCAUGUGUAGUUGUAGUAUUUUGCACACAAACAUGAUUAUAGUAGCACACAAACAAGUAAGACCCCAUUUUUAACAGGGUAUGUGUAGUGCUGUGGAAAUUUUUUGGAGCUCACCCGUAUCAUCAUAGUAGUAAGCUGGGAGGUUGUAUAAAAUGUGUAAAAUGUUGCACCUAUUUUGUGCCAUGUUCUAAUUUAUUCACAUUAUUUCCAUGCAACAACAACCAACACACACAACAACCACAUAGCAACAGCUGUUAACACUAGGAGGCAUUAUCAUACAUUGUCAUACAGUGUAACCAUUUGUUUUACUUAGUUAAGUCACAACUUUAAUUUUUAAAAAUACAUGAUCUCCUAUACUGAGACAUCACAACAUUCAUGUAUUCUAUUCUCAUUCUAUUCCACUAUAUAUUAUAUACACAAUAUAAAUGUUAUUUAUUCAUUCCACAAUUUUAAAUGCUAUUUUAUUACUAUGUCUUAAUAUUUAAUUGCUGUUUUAUUAAAAUGUCUUUGAUAUUUUUUUUAAUAACUGCCAGUGAAGUUAAUGAAAAACUUUAAUGGGGGAUAGCAUGGUCUAGUGGUAGACCACAUGCUAUCUAACCCAAAACUCUUGUUUGGACUGUAAGUAAUCCUCUGAUCAAACUUCCCCUAAUGUCCCAACUAGCUGGUGCGAUGUACUAGGGAGAAAACAAAAAACCCAUGUGUGUAGCUGCUGGUAACGUGGGUGAGAGAAAUGAUUUGUUCUAAACACUGUUCCAGUCUGCCUGGCUGAUGAGAACAUUUUGGAAGCUGUGAUAAAUUUAUACGAGGGAGAAACCAAACCAACCUUAUGCUUCAACUUUAUGUCUUGUUCCCAUUCAACAAUAAAAAGAAAAUACUUUAAAAAUAAAAUGUUGUCUUUAAUUGUAAAAAAAAAGAUUGUUGUGUAUAUUAAA